Messenger RNA from Papilio polytes (common Mormon), 684 nucleotides. Its product is annotated as U11/U12 small nuclear ribonucleoprotein 25 kDa protein-like. Gene Ontology annotation, biological process: mRNA splicing, via spliceosome. The transcript has 3 exons. The record is from RefSeq and is a predicted model, not a curated record. Gene Ontology annotation, cellular component: U12-type spliceosomal complex. The coding region runs from base 132 to 599 and encodes 155 amino acids. NCBI's taxonomy places the organism in Eukaryota, Metazoa, Arthropoda, Insecta, Lepidoptera, Papilionidae.
UUUAACUUUCAAAAUAUCAACAAUCACUUUUCGAAAAUUUUCGAUAAUCGAAAGAAUUUGAAUAAGUCUGUAAUUUUUAGAAGGAACAAACAUUAAGAUGAAGAUAAGAAAAAGAAGUAAACUUUUGUAACAUGGAUGAAAUUGAUGAUUUAGCAAACAACGUAACGCACGACGAACUACUCGAAAUUACAGAAUCCUCUCUUAGCAAACUGUUCAAAAAUGAUUCGCUAUUACGUGAUUUACCUUCAGACAUUAUUAUAGAAGAAAUUUUGUCUCAGAUAGCAGUGGAGCAUGGCCAGUCAAUAAGGAUCUUAAUAUCAAGAGAAGAUGAACCUGUAUUAAAAGUGAUUGUACCACAAACUGCGAGUGUUGGUGAUUUAAAGAAAGCAAUCGCCAGACAUUUUGAGAUACAUCAGAAAAGGACUGGCAGCAAAGUGAAAAUAUCUUGGAAAUACAUUUGGAAGACUUACAACUUGAGCUUUGAUGGUAUAAUAUUGGACAAUAAUGCAAAUCCUAUUGAAGAUUAUGGUGUUACCAACAAAACCACAUUAACAUUUAAGAAAAGAAGGAGAAAAAUGAAAAACACAAUUUAUUCUUAAAACAUGUUUAUUUAAACAUAAUAUUGAAGCUGGUGAUGCAGUGGCAUAAUAAAAUGUUACAUUUGUAAUAAACUAGAAAACAUAA